Molecule: messenger RNA, 3122 nt
Organism: Lontra canadensis (Northern American river otter)
Lineage: Eukaryota; Metazoa; Chordata; Mammalia; Carnivora; Mustelidae
Gene: ZMYND11
Product: zinc finger MYND-type containing 11
Exons: 15
Coding region: 131-1939 (602 amino acids)
Biological process (GO): regulation of transcription elongation by RNA polymerase II
Molecular function (GO): protein binding; DNA binding; transcription corepressor activity
Source: RefSeq, a predicted model, not a curated record
CCGGAGCGGACGUGGGCCCGCAUCGCCGCCGGCCCCGCAGGUCCGAGCCCGACGAUGCUGCGAGCGCCGGGAGCUUUGUGCGCUCGGCUCCCGGCUCCCGCGUGCCCGCACUCACAGGAGUGAACAGGUCAUGGCACGUCUAACAAAACGGCGACAGGCGGACACAAAAGCCAUCCAGCACCUCUGGGCGGCCAUCGAGAUCAUACGGAACCAGAAGCAAAUCGCCAACAUCGACCGCAUUACAAAGUACAUGUCUCGAGUCCACGGUAUGCACCCAAAAGAGACCACGCGUCAGCUGAGCCUGGCUGUGAAAGACGGUCUCGUUGUCGAAACCUUAACAGUAGGCUGCAAAGGCUCAAAAGCCGGUAUUGAGCAGGAGGGAUACUGGUUGCCGGGAGACGAGAUCGACUGGGAAACAGAAAAUCAUGACUGGUAUUGUUUUGAAUGCCAUUUGCCUGGAGAGGUGUUGAUAUGUGACCUGUGUUUUCGUGUGUAUCAUUCCAAGUGUUUGUCUGAUGAGUACAGGCUUAGAGACAGCAGUAGUCACUGGCAGUGCCCAGUAUGCAGGAGCAUCAAGAAGAAAAACACAAACAAACAGGAGAUGAGCACGUACUUGCGGUUCAUUGUCUCCCGCAUGAAAGAGCGGGCCAUAGACCUUAAUAAGAAGGGCAAGGACAACAAGCACCCGAUGUACCGGAGGCUGGUGCACUCGGCGGUGGACGUCCCCACCAUCCAGGAGAAGGUGAACGAGGGGAGGUACCGAAGCUAUGAAGAGUUCAAGGCGGACGCGCAGCUGCUUCUGCACAACACCGUGAUUUUCUACGGAGCAGACAGCGAGCAGGCGGACAUAGCCCGGAUGCUGUACAAGGACACCUGCCACGAGCUGGACGAACUACAGCUUUGCAAGAACUGCUUCUAUCUGUCCAACGCGCGUCCUGACAACUGGUUCUGCUAUCCUUGCAUACCUAACCAUGAGCUCGUUUGGGCCAAGAUGAAAGGCUUUGGGUUCUGGCCCGCCAAAGUCCUGCAGAAGGAGGACAACCAGGUGGACGUCCGCUUCUUUGGUCACCAUCACCAACGGGCCUGGAUCCCGUCGGAGAACAUCCAGGACAUCACCGUGAAUGUCCACCGGCUGCACGUGAAGCGCAGCAUGGGCUGGAAGAGGGCCUGUGACGAGCUGGAGCUGCACCAGCGCUUCCUCCGCGAGGGAAGGUUCUGGAAGUCCAAGAACGAGGACCGGGGGGAGGAGGAGGCGGAGUCCAGCAUCUCGUCCACCAGUAACGAGCAGCUGAAGGUCACACAAGAACCGAGAGCAAAGAAGGGACGACGCAAUCAAAGCGUGGAACCCAAGAAGGAAGAGCCAGAGCCGGAGACGGAAGCCGUGAGUUCCAGCCAGGAGAUCCCCACGAUGCCUCCGCCGGUCGAAAAGGUGUCUGUGUCCACUCAGACCAAGAAGUUAAGUGCCUCCUCCCCACGUAUGCUGCACCGGAGCACACAGACCAGCGGCGACGGGCUGUGCCAGAGCGUGUGCCACGACAAGUACACCAAGAUCUUCAACGACUUCAAGGACCGCAUGAAGUCCGACCACAAGCGGGAGACCGAGAGGGUCGUGCGGGAAGCUCUGGAGAAGCUGCGCUCCGAAAUGGAGGAAGAGAAGCGACAGGCGGUCAAUAAAGCGGUGGCCAAUAUGCAGGGCGAGAUGGACAGGAAAUGUAAGCAGGUGAAGGAAAAGUGUAAGGAGGAGUUUGUGGAGGAGAUCAAGAAGCUGGCGACGCAGCACAAACAGCUCAUUUCGCAGACCAAGAAGAAGCAGUGGUGCUACAACUGUGAGGAGGAGGCCAUGUACCACUGCUGCUGGAACACGUCCUACUGCUCCAUCAAGUGCCAGCAGGAGCACUGGCACGCGGAGCACAAACGCACCUGCCGUCGGAAGAGAUGAAGGCGGGCGUCCCGGGCCGGCGCGUCUCCGCAGACACAGCGGUUUUUGUUUCCAAGAAGCCAAAAUUGUUUAGAAUUUGCUUCCCAUUUUGCACCAGCCUUUAAACACUUUUCGUGAAGAAAUUUUGCACAGUAGUUUAAAUCUUUUGUUAAUGCUCCUCCGGAGUUUUUCAGGGGGUCAAAGUAACAUCAGUGGAGGGUAUUAUUUUAAAUAAAUUUUAAUUGAGAAUUUGUUGCAUUUUCAGCAAAUUUUAAAACAUUUUUAGGUUUUACAGAGAUUUUAACCUUUAAACAACAGACCUUUAAAAAACAACAGGUGAAUACAAGCGAGUUUAACAGAGACACAUUUAAAAUAGAUCUGAAUGUAAGAACUACAGAACUGUUUCAGAAAUAAAACAUACUACCUUGAUGUGAAAUUUAUUUCUUAGCCUUGUUGAGCUGGUUUUGUUCAGCUUAAUUUACUGUUUAAAGGCAUUAUCUGUUGGUUAUGCCAGUGGGUAUAUGAUUGAAUUUAGGGAACAGGGUUGACACGGCAGGUGCUAGUCCUGCGUAUUUUUUCUUAAAUAUUUCCCAAUUGUGUUUUUCAUUAUUUCUUUUCAAUAUAUAACUUUUAUAACAAAUUAUUAGCUUUGAUCUUGUAGUUUAAAAUUGCAGGGAACUGGGGUAAUCUUUUACUGAGCUGGAUCUUAGAGAAAAUGAAUAUUUAAAUUUUAAAGUUUGCACAUUUCAUCUUUGUCCUAACAUGAGUGCUUGUAACAAGAUAAACAAAAAAUAAAAAGCCAAAAACUACCUUUCUCCACCCAUGGAAUUACAGAUGAGGCAUACAAAUUUCUUUAAUGCUUCCCUUCCCUCCCCAGGUAUCAUCUGAUUGCCUGUUAUCUGGUGUCACUGCGUACAUUGUAAAUUAAUGCUGAAGGGAAAGAAAGCACUUACGUUUCACAGAGGCCGUUAUGUUUGUAGUAAUGGGUCACUGCCCACUAAUGAACUCCAUCACUGUACACAGAAUGAAGAAUAAUGCAUGUUAAUUUUCUUGUAUUAAAGAUGCCGUGAUUUGUAAAAAGUCUGUAUUUUGCGGAAUGUCUGGAUUAAGAAGCAUUACCAAUAGGAAUGGAUCGAUAGUUGAAUAAGGAUUUUUUUAUACAUAGAUAUAUAAAAUUCAGCCAGGAAAACUUAAAUUACUUUUU